Molecule: messenger RNA, 613 nt
Organism: Malurus melanocephalus (red-backed fairy wren)
Lineage: Eukaryota; Metazoa; Chordata; Aves; Passeriformes; Maluridae
Product: protein shisa-like-1
Exons: 3
Coding region: 1-534 (177 amino acids)
Source: RefSeq, a predicted model, not a curated record
AUGGUGGCCCAGCCUGUCUUACGGGUACCACACAGUUUCUGUGGUCCCCACAGUGCGAACUUGUUCCCAACCCUCUCCAAGCCCCUGUUCCCCACUGCAGUGUCAGUGCAGAACCUGCACCUCUGCGAGGGCUAUGUGGGCCCUGAUGGCCACUCCCAUCCCGGCUUCUACUGCCCGCGGCUGACUGACCCUCCUGGCCACCGCUACUGUUGCCAGCCUAGCCUGGACGCUCUCAAGUCCUGCUGCUCUCAACGGGCUCUGGAAGCCCUUACUGGAGUGAACCUCUCCAGCUUGGCCAGCCCUGAUCUACUCCGGAACCCGCUGGCUCUGCCCUUCGUGGGGCUCUAUGGGCUUCUUGUCCUCCUGCUUAUGGCCAUCGACCUCUGCCACUUCUACCGGACCCGACGCUGCCACCUCAGCCGCCUCCUGCCCCGUGCCUGCCGCAUGCCCUGUGGACGCCGGCGGGGGAGUGUGGCCGGCACCCGUCCUUCCCGCGGUGUCCACAGACUGACGCGCCCCAGCCAGGGCUGCUGAGGGGCUGCCACGGGCACAGCGGGGAGUGUAGACAUUUUAGGGAGGCAUUUACACCCGGGGUGCAGCGGGACACGGGGAG